AUGAUUUUCUUGUUAUUAAUACUCUUGCAUAUCUUUAAAAGUGUUUUCUGUCAAAGUCCUGCUUUCCACUUCCUUGAAAAUCAGAUAACUCCAGAUGUUCUAUCCGAGUCUCACGAGGAUAUGCAAGAAAUUGAAAUUACGUAUGAAAACGAUUUGAAGGUUAACAUGGGCAAUGAGUUAAAACCUGUUCAAGUUCAUAAUAAACCGAGCAAUAUAUCCUGGGAAGCAGAUCCAGGUGUACUCUAUACGUUGAUCAUGACAGAUCCUGAUGCACCGUCUCGCUCUAACCCUAAGUUUCGAGAGUUCAAGCAUUGGCUUGUUGUCAAUAUUAUAGGAAAUGAUUUGUCAACAGGAAGUUCGUUAACUGACUACUUGGGAUCGGCACCGCCAGAAGAAACAGGACUUCAUCGAUAUAUAUUUUUAAUAUUCAAGCAAAAUGUAAGAAUUGAAGUUGCAACAAGAAAUACUAGUUGCUCUGAAGGACGCGCUAAGUUCAACACUGAAAAAUAUGUGAAAACCAAUCAUUUGAUUGGACCAGUAGCUGGGAACUUCUUCCAGGUUAGUCAGUAA
Messenger RNA from Auanema sp. JU1783, 570 nucleotides. NCBI's taxonomy places the organism in Eukaryota, Metazoa, Nematoda, Chromadorea, Rhabditida, Rhabditidae. The record is from the annotation of a GenBank genome assembly.